Kwoniella mangroviensis CBS 8507 is the source of this 2859-nucleotide messenger RNA. RefSeq lists its product as uncharacterized. NCBI's taxonomy places the organism in Eukaryota, Fungi, Basidiomycota, Tremellomycetes, Tremellales, Cryptococcaceae. The transcript is spliced from 3 exons. The coding region runs from base 1 to 2859 and encodes 952 amino acids. The record is from RefSeq and is a predicted model, not a curated record.
AUGCCCAAAGCAGCACCGGAGGAUCAUCGACCUGCUCGAGCAGUCUUACAUGCUCCCUACCCUUUACCGUUCGUCAUCACUCGACCUCAAGUCAUCCUACCUCCAACUUCACCUUCACUUUCCGCUCCGGUCUUACCAACAGUAUCUCAUGAGGUAUCUGUACCAUUACCACCCGCUUCUAUCGCUGAUUUUCCACUCUUCAAACAUGAUUGGAGGAAAGUCGAACCCGCUUUUCCACCUAUACCUUACCCCUUGGCAAUGAGGGAUGAGAAGCAAAGGAAGAGGGUGAAGAAGUUGCAUGUUUUGAAGAUGAAGAAGUCAGGUGAAGAAUCGAGUGAAUGGGAGAUUAUGUCACACUUGUCGAAUAGGAUUGGUAAAGAGAAUAAGGAUUUGCUUGGGUUGACGAAGCAAGUGGGAAAGAUAUCGGCUGAUGGGGAGUUGGACGAGGAUGAUCCCAAUCAAGAUGAAAACAAUCUGCUUAUCUACGCUUUCGUCUCAUCUUAUCAACGAGGUGAUUUCGACUCACCGGAUUCUCACGAUGAUCCACCUGAACCACUCACCCCUACUCAAGCGAAUCCUUUCCCUCAAGCACCGCCCAGUGUACACGAUGAACCGCUUUUUGCGCCUGAUGUUCCUCACCGUGAUGAUACUCCUCGACCAGCUUCACCUCGAUUAUAUGGCGGAGUCAGGCGACAGGCUACGCCAUUUCCAGACUUUGAAGAUGCCAAGGAAGCCAGUAGACCAGCGAUAGAAGAAGGACCAGCGUGGGAUGUGGUCUCAGAUGCUGUAUCUAGUUUCUGGAGUGAUGGGACGGAUGCGGAUGAGGCUGAUCAUGAGAGUGAAAUGAGGGAGACCCCUGCGACUCACACUCUCGUUACUCCUUCCGCAACGGCCUCUCGGAAUUCUGGCAAACCCAAGAAACGCGCUCAUUCACCCGAUCGACCAUUAUUCAUCGGUCAGACCAACCAAGUCCCUUUUACCUUUGUUCCACCUGCAAGAAAGGCUCCAUCCCAGUCCUCGAUCAGCGAUGGCAGUCGUAUCUUCCGUGAUGGAGGGUACGUAUCUGAGUCUGGGAGCGUGAGGACGAUUCGACAGAUACCCAGGAGUAAAGUGAACAGGAUGAGGGUGAAGGAGAGGGAGAAACAGAUCAGACGGGAAAGAUCAUCUACACCGAAGCAAAGGGAUUAUCAACGCUCCAACGCAACGCCACAACCUCCUGCGCCUAUACAGCCAGCUGGGCCAGCUGGACCUCCCACUGUGUCGAGUUUUGGUAAUCCCUAUAACUUCCCUCUUCAGAAUAUGCAAUUCCCUCAGCAGUUCAUGAACCAACCCAUGAUCCCUCAACAGUCCAUGUUCGGAUUAGAUAACUUCCUUUUCGCACCUAUUGCACCAUUACUGCGUACUUCCGAAGUCCUGUCAUCGCCUACCUCCAACGAAGGAGGACCAGGAUCAUCGAAUAACAACCCAUUGCCUCAAGGUAGAGAACCUUCAUGGUCACCACAACCUAUGUCGAUCGAUCCUCGUACUGCCGAAAGUCAACAUCAAGCGACUGGAGUCAGCUGGCCACAUGCUUUACCUGAUAGAGAACAAGUCACGCCCUCGAACGCAUCAUCGCUGUUACAGCAGUUGGCAGGUCAUAGUGGACUGUCAGAUAUCGACGUACCUAUGCCUACUGCUCUGUCCAGAAUCAUCCAGCCACAAAAACCCGCUCAAGCUCAAGCUCAAGCUCAAGCUCAAGCAUCAUCGUCAAAGAGUAGAAUAUCUCGACGAGCACUUGCAGACGGAGAUAAUAUGGUCCCAUUAGGUAAAGCGUGUCACAAUUAUCUCAACUUGCGAAGAAGGGCCGCUGAGAAGAGAAGGAAAGUAAGGAUGGGAGUGGGCAAGGUAGACGAUCUGUGGAACAUCAUCACAGAGGAUGAAGCUAAGGACAAGCAGCAGAAUAAGAGGAUUAACCCACCUUUUAUCAAAGUACAAAAAUCUACACCAGUACAACCACCUUCACUUCCACAGCCUCAGUCUCAACAGCAAUGGAAUGUAAAUACUGCCAUGGGAAUUGUCCCUAAUGGCGAUCCCAACUUCCAAGCCCAAAUCAACGCGCAAGCUCAGAAUAUGUACGCCAAUAUGAUGAUGCAACAGCAAGCCAUACCUUACAAUAUCGGUAUGCCAAUUGGAUACUAUCCUCAAUUCAAUCAGGGAUUUCAUUUCCCUCAAACUCAGUGGGGUAUGAACGUACCUAAUCAAAAUAUGUUUACUCAAGCACAACAGCAACAGCAACAGCAACAACAACAACAGCAGUGGAUGAAUCAAGCUGGUUCAAAUAUACCUCAACAAUACCUCGCACCUCCAUCUGGUGGUACCUUCGGAUUCCCCACACCUGGUGCUACACCCCAAGCACCUACUCCCAAACCUCACACUCACGCUGGAUUCAACCCAUUCACUCCUAAAUCCCCUGAACGUGAAGAACAGGAUCACAAACCCUUACGAAAGAGGAUGAGAUCUACCAUCUCGCCGUCAUCUGCGAACGACUUGAUGUUACGAAAUAGAGCGUCGAGCUCUAAGCCUUUAGCAGGUUUAGGAUUAGGGCUACUAUCACCUGCAGAAAUUCAUUCACCUGAACGGUUCAAAUCAAACGUACGAAGAGAGAAAACGCAAGAAGUCGAGGUUGACAUGGAAGAAGUGAACGAAGACGAUAAGAAUUGGAAUCGUGGGUUGAUAGGAGCGCAGGAUGAUGAAGAGACUAAGAAUAAGGACGAGAGGAGGAAUCAGUGGGUGAGGGAGGAAAGGCAAAGAGUAGGUAGUUUGGGUUUGGUGAGGGCAGGCUGGAAAGGGAAAGGGAAAGGGAAAGAGGUUUUACGAUGA